AUGGCCUGGUGGAUAGGAGUUAAAACUUUAAUAGCUGUCAGAAUGCAGAGGAGAAUGGGUAGAUCUACCAAGGUUCUUCUACUGUUCCUUCUCUCUCUACUAUGCAAUACUGUCCUGACUAUCUGGCAUCUGUGUGAUCACUCUCUGACCUGGCAACAGGUGUCCAGCUCUCGGAUUAAUACAUUACAGCAGAGAAAUGGAUUGGGUCUACAUCAGUCUGACAAGCUCCAGCUCAGUGUUAUUGACUCUGAAGAGUGUGUUAUCCAUGGACAGAAUGGUACUUCAUCGUCAGCUCUGAGAACACUUUACAGUACCCUCCACACCAUCAUACCAACGCCAGACAAUUUCCUUCCUCAGUUUAGAAACCCAUGUUGGAAUAUGAGCAGUAAUUUGAGCUUGAGCACAGCAAGGCUCCUCUACAAGGCAAACAUCAGCGAUCCGUUAGUUGUGUCACUUAUAACAAACUCUCUCUUCCAACCCACCAAGAAUACACUCGUUUGCAUGCCUAGUGUGUACUUUAUUGGAUUCCCACGCAGUGGAAGCACCCAGCUCUACACAAUGCUGCUCAAACAUCCACACCUGCAAGGAGGGUACAUCAAAGAGCCUCAUUGGUGGACAAAGACAAAAUUCAAGAAGAAAUUUCCCUACAACAUUCUAUCAGUUGUUCAAUAUCUUCUACACUAUCUUGGAGGCUCACAAUAUUUGCUGAAACACCCAGACACUUUACUAAUAGACGGAAGCCAAUCUACAGUAUGGGACAGCAGAACUAUACGCAAUCUAUGCGCAUUACCUCACCUCGUAUCCAGUGUAGUGCCUGAGGCAAAGUACAUUGUCCUCAUGAGACACCCUGUGAAGAGACUGUUCUCAGAUAUGAUGUACCUGUGUGAAGAGCAUAAAAACAAGACAAUCCCCUCAGCAAACCUAACCAACGCUACGGAAGUUUUUCUAGAAAGUGCUCGAUUGGAAAUCAUAGAGUUUCAGAAGUGCUUAUUGAGAGACAAUCUACCCAAAUGCACCCAUCAUGUACUUAAUGGUUACCAUGGUGUCCUGCAAGAUAAGUGUGGGAGAGUUCGCUUGGGUAUCAGUCUAUACCAUGUACACAUUCGGAAAUGGUUACAAGUCAUUCCAAGAGAACAGUUUCUGUUUCUAUGGACUGAUGAUAUGGCACAUGAUCCACUCAAAGUUCUGGAGAGGGUUUGGUCAUUUCUGGGGGUACCUGAGCAAAACAAGGAUCAACUGAAUGAUAUUCUUCACGAACACAUUCAUGGAAUACAGCACCAAGCUAUCGACAUACAUAAUGAGAAAUUUACGUUUAUAAACAAGUUUUUUCAACCACAUAACCAACAACUUGCUGAGCUCUUGCAAGACCAUAGCUUUAGCUGGUAGAUCAAUAAUUAUUGUGAACUUUUACAUAUCAGUCACCGUAAUUCUGAAUGCUUGGUCUUAGCAUAGAUAGAGUAGUGAGACUACUCUAUCAUGGUCUUAGCCACCUGAUGAAGAAAAAUCUGUGUUUAUAUAGAAAAAGAGGGGUGGGGCUGCUCCCUACAUUUCGAAAACUGGCCGCGGAGUAAAGCGGUUUCUCAUAAUUAUGUUGCCCUCAAUUUCAAGUGUGUUGACCUUCUACAAUUUGUUCUUUGUUACCUCCACCACGUGGUCAGCAAUGGCCGAUAUUUCUGAAGUGUGUUCCUUCUCUAGCGAUGGAGAGUCUCUAGCAAUUGCUGGACUGGAUGGAGAGGUGAAGAUUUGGGAUAGCACUUCAGGAAAUUUGAAGCAACGCUUCAAUCCGUCCUCUGUGGGCAGUGAGAUACGGGCAUUGGGUUGGUCUAGACCAGUGAAGGAG
This is a messenger RNA of Halichondria panicea, 1840 nucleotides long. RefSeq names its product carbohydrate sulfotransferase 15-like. NCBI's taxonomy places the organism in Eukaryota, Metazoa, Porifera, Demospongiae, Suberitida, Halichondriidae. The transcript is spliced from 2 exons. Gene Ontology annotation, molecular function: N-acetylgalactosamine 4-sulfate 6-O-sulfotransferase activity. Bases 1 to 1386 code for a protein of 461 amino acids. The record is from RefSeq and is a predicted model, not a curated record. Gene Ontology annotation, biological process: hexose biosynthetic process.